CCACCACCGUUCAAGAAAGUGAUGACUUCUGCCUCAAUAUACUCGCGAAUAUGACUCCAAAAUUUACAGUCUACGUUCUGGAUCCCUACCAUCCCGAUGCCAUCAAGCUCCUUCAGAGUGAUCCCAACAUCAAGACCAUCCUUCCCACGGACCCCGCCCAAACGUGUUGGCAUGCACAUGCUGAUGGGAUAAUUUUGCGCUCAGAGACUGUACUCAGUGCGAAGGACUUCUCCCAAGCCAAGAAACUUAAAGUUGUGGUCAAGCAAGGCGUCGGAGUUGACAACAUUGACCUAGAUGCGGCCAGGAAACAUGGAGUUGCUGUGCAUAACACACCCGCAUUAAACAGCGAAUCGGUGGCUGAACUUUGUAUGGCGCUCACACUGGCACUGAGUAGGAGAAUUUGCGAAAUCGACAGAGCCAUAAGGAAGGGACAAAGGGUGGUUCGAAGUCAAGUUUUGGGAGUCAGCAUGUUUAGAAAGACUGUGGGUGUGAUCGGUAUGGGCAACAUCGGGAAAGUCGUUGCGCAGAAAUGGCUUGGUGCCUUCGAAUGUCGAAUCUUGGGAUUCGAUCCAGUAGCCCCGAAGGAUGCAUGGAACGAUGUAAAGCACGAUCGCGUUUGGUGUUUGGACGAGCUUUUGAAGCAGUCAGAUCUUGUCACCUUACAUGUUCCUUUAUUGGAAUCUACAAGAGGUAUGAUAGGUGAGGAGCAAUUCAAGGAUAUGAAAAUGACAGCAAUCUUGGUGAAUUGUGCGAGAGGUGGAGUGGUAGAUGAAGCGGCGUUGUUGCACGCUCUGAAAGAGGGACAGAUAUGGGGCGCGGUACUAGAUGCUAUGGAAACCGAGCCUCCAACGCUGGAGUCAUACGGAGAUCUGUUGGCGCUGGAAAAUGUUAUCAUGACGCCUCACGUCGGAGCAAGUACAGUGGAAAAUCAAUGCAGGAGCGGGACGGUCGUCAUUGACACUCUUCUGAAAGUGCUGAACGAGGAAACUGCACCUGGAAAAGUCUGCUGAUGAUAGCAGCAGAAGUCCUCUACACUCUG
This is a messenger RNA of Mollisia scopiformis, 1039 nucleotides long. RefSeq names its product putative D-3-phosphoglycerate dehydrogenase. Gene Ontology annotation, molecular function: NAD binding; hydroxypyruvate reductase [NAD(P)H] activity; glyoxylate reductase (NADPH) activity. The transcript has a single exon. The record is from RefSeq and is a predicted model, not a curated record. Gene Ontology annotation, cellular component: cytosol. NCBI's taxonomy places the organism in Eukaryota, Fungi, Ascomycota, Leotiomycetes, Helotiales, Mollisiaceae. Bases 51 to 1010 code for a protein of 319 amino acids.